Messenger RNA from Panonychus citri (citrus red mite), 1070 nucleotides. RefSeq names its product hypodermin-B-like. Gene Ontology annotation, molecular function: serine-type endopeptidase activity. NCBI's taxonomy places the organism in Eukaryota, Metazoa, Arthropoda, Arachnida, Trombidiformes, Tetranychidae. The transcript has 2 exons. Gene Ontology annotation, biological process: proteolysis. The record is from RefSeq and is a predicted model, not a curated record. The coding region runs from base 233 to 1066 and encodes 277 amino acids.
AUUAAUAGAUUAGAACUAUCUUUUUGUAACAAUUUAAAACCUAAAUUACAUUGAUCAGUAUUUUAAUUGUGUUCGUGGCCAUUUUUUUAAUAUACACUAUCAAGUUACAAUUAAAUCUGAUUGAAAUAGUUGCCAGAACCUUAAUUUUACCAUAUGAAGUUAAUCAACAGAAUUGAAUGUUCGUAAUUACAAUUAACUCAACAAUUUAUUCAGUGAAUCUGAAAUAACUAAAAUGUUUUAUCAACUAAUUGUAAUCACCAUUAGUUUCAUCUUGAUCUGUGAAUCAAUAAACUUAACCGAUUACGAUGAUGACGAAACUGAACUCGAACCAUCGGUCGACGGACCGAUGAGUCCUAGAAUAAUUUUCGGCCAAAAAGUGCUCUCACAUAAACAAGAUUAUCCUUAUGUCGUUUCAAUCAAUAUCCUUUUUGAAGGUGAAUUAAGAGUAACUUGUGGCGGAUCGAUAAUUAAUCCCGAGAUAAUUAUCACGGCAGCUCAUUGUUUCACGAAAUCCAUGAUGAAAGAAAUCUCAUUAAUCCGACCAAAUUAUGACAAUUCAUUGACUCGUUUUGACGAUGAAAAAUAUUUCAAAAUUAAAUCAGUUGAAUGUUACGAUGCCAAUGUUAUUCAUGACAUUUGUUUACUACAAUUAACUAAUCCGAUUCCCUUUGGUCACGGAAUAGGUCCAAUUGAAUUGGCCAAUAAACAAUAUGAACCCGGAAGUGAUUUGACUAUCAUCGGUUUUGGUGGAACUGAAUAUGACUCUUUUUCAUUUGAACUACGGACAGCGGAGGUCAAGCGACUAUCGGAUGAAACUUGUCACGAGAAAUACCUCGAUAGCUUCGUUCACGAGCUAAUGAUCUGUGCGGUAGGUAGUAACCUGGAAGACUCUUGCAGGGGAGACUCAGGUGGACCCAUGGUGGACGCAACUGACCAACAUCAUGUUUUGGUGGGAAUCGUCGCCUGGGGCGCAAUUUGUGGCCAGGGAUGGCCUGGGGUCUACACUAAUGUCUAUCAUUAUUUAGAUUGGAUAAAUAAAACCAUGGACUCUUUAUUAACUCGUUAGACUA